Molecule: messenger RNA, 5169 nt
Organism: Haliotis rufescens (red abalone)
Lineage: Eukaryota; Metazoa; Mollusca; Gastropoda; Lepetellida; Haliotidae
Product: protein DVR-1-like
Exons: 2
Coding region: 308-1417 (369 amino acids)
Biological process (GO): SMAD protein signal transduction
Cellular component (GO): extracellular region
Molecular function (GO): cytokine activity; growth factor activity
Source: RefSeq, a predicted model, not a curated record
UAGGGAGAGGAGUCCCCAGUAUGAUACGCCAAGUUUAUAUUACAAAUGUCUGUCGUUUUCAACAGUGCAAUCUUGCGCGUACACAAAACCAGCUGAUUUUUUUUUUCAUGUAAAUUUCAUCACAUUUCCGUUCAUCGGUUCCCAUCAAUUACUAGUCAAGCCCAAUCUUCCGUCUUAAAUGGGAGUAUCACUUAACGGAACUCGGUUCACAUUAUUUAAAAGGACGGGAAUACACUUCAACGGUCAGUUAACCAUCCAGAGAGACAAGUGACGGAUUGAAAUUGACAACUGCUAUUGACAACACGCUAUGAAAGAUACCACAUUGGCACUGCCGCUGGUAGCGCUUACUUUUGUUAUAUGUUGGACUCAGGGACACCUCAAAUGUCUACCCUCUUCGGACUCUUCGGAAUACAGAGAGGUUCUCAUUAACCAGUUUAAAAAGAAAAUCCUCAAGAGGCUUGGGUAUUCUUCUCCGCCAAAUGUCACCGCUAUGCCAAGUGAUCAACUUAGAAAAGAUAUGGCUCACCAAUUUAUGAUGCAGCGAGGAAUACCGUCAAUUGAUUCACAACAGGAAGGUGAAAAACUCCGCACAUACAGAGCACUGAAUGGUGUCCCCUUGGACGUGAGCUCUCACUUCCCCGAUGUGACUCCCCUCCAUACGUCAACGUUUCAUAUAGGAGAACAUUCGCCUCGAGAUCACCUAGUGGAAAAAGCCUGGCUUAGCUUUUGUAAGAAGAUAUCCACUGGAAGGAGGCCUUUACAAAGUCUAACUCAAAAAGGGAGGCUUCUGAUCUACCAACUUGAACACGAGGAUGGCUCGCACAGAACCGGGCGCCAUCUUGUCGUCAGUCGUCCAGUGACGUCCCUGUCGUCUGCUUGCAUGACAAUCGAUGUCACAGAAACUCUGAGAAAGAAUUUCACAGGGGAUGUGACAUUUGUUCUGGUGUUCAUAAACGGACGGAAAUCCAGUGAGCAAGCCAAGAGUGAUCGUAAAUCACUAAUGUCCAGUAUUCGAUCUACCCUUUUAGUGAACUUAGCUGAAAGAGGUAAAGAUAUACCCCGAGAGAAAAGGGAGGUUGGAAGGACAGACUGUACAGCGAAUGAUGGCGAGAAGAGGUGUUGCCGGUACCACACUUACAUAUCCUUCAAAGAAAUAGCAUGGGAUGACUGGGUUGUCGCCCCUCCCGGAUAUGACGCCUAUUACUGCGCAGGAGAGUGCCCCCAUCGAUACAAAAUGGCGCAUACAUUCGCAGGGAUUAAGUCACUACUACAUCACAUGGACCCUACUCGUGUUCCUCCGCCGACGUGUACGGCGACGCGACUACGUCCUUUGACGUUGCUAAGCCUCGAUGAGGUUGGGAAGAUGACGUAUUCAGACCACCCUGAAAUGAUUGUGGACGAGUGCAAGUGUUCCUGACAACGGAGAGUUUCAGUUAGGACAGACAUUUGCAAUGAGCUUCUGGAUUGACUGAAUGGCGUAUGUGUCAAUGCACGUACACAGAUACUGGCAUAUACGAGCAGGGCUAAGGUUAUAUAUAAGCUCAAAAGCAAAUCUGGAUCUUUCAGUUUCAGUUGAAAAUGUCGUAAGUUAUUAUAUCCAACUAAUUAACUGUACUGACGCUUAGUCAGCACUCAAAGAAUACUUCCACAUGGUUAUAUUUUUAAAGUAUAAUUUAAAACUUUAAAAAUUUAAAAUAAAUUUGCAUGACACACAACUGCUAAUAGGUAUCUUGGACAUGUUAUCUUUGAAAAUUAAUAAAUUUGCUUUUUUCGGCAUAAAUUUUACAUUUCAAACAUGGUAGGAGUCAUGUGAUUGCAAAUUCAUUUCUUACCCCUGUCUUCUUUGAAACAAUUUAUUUUUGCACAAAAUUACCCAGCCACAGAUUACAUUUUACACACUGUUGAACAAAUGAGUGAUGGUUAAAUCCAAUUUAACAUCGGUCAAUUUUAAAAAAACAAACUCGGUGGUAUACAUUCUUUUGCCUCUCUGGUUCUAUGAACUCAAUAGAGGGCCACAACAAAUUCCUUCCUUGUUCUUCAGUUUGAAGAGCCGGGCUCGGCUCCACAAAGGAUUCUUAGCACUACGACUAUCGCAAUUCUGUGUUAGAGUAUGAAAGUUACGAUAAUCGAAGGGCUAAGAUGGCUUUGUGGAACAGGGCCCUGUGGCGAAUUAAUAAAUUAUAGUUUGAAGAAGUUUUUAUUUUCUCCGUUUGAUGUAUGUGCAUCUAGUACUGACUCAGAUUGUAUGUAAAUUAUGUGCUUUCCAUUCAUAAAUAUUUAGGGUUCUAGGGACCAUUGAUCUCUGUUUUUAUUAACAUUGAAAGAUUUGUUUCAACCACUUUCUUUUGUAAAUAUUGUCAAUUGGUCCUCGUCAUUCAACCACAGCAUAUGAAGGUUUGUUUUUAAAUAGAAAAAAAAUGUGUGUGAUUCUUCCGGGAAACUAAUAAUUGGGAGUGGUCUUCGUGUGCAGUUUGUUACGAGUUGCUGCCUGCUCCCAUUUCGGCUGCAAUAGACAUAUCAGUAUAAGUAGGUUUCAAAACCUUAUGUUUCCAUGGUAACAUAUUUAAAACUUUGUGUUGAUAGCUUGACAGGAUGAUACCAGGACAAUGGGAAGGGACAUAAGUCCUAUUGUAACGAAGUCGCACGUAGCGAAGCCUCUGCUAUGAUAAAAUUGGUGUUGUGCAUGGUCAUUUAGCGCUACUGUGGUGUUGAAAGUGAAACUCGGUUAAAGCGAAGUACAUUUCGAUAUAACCCAGGUGAUUUUAAGGUCUUGAGGGAUAUGAAUAUAUUGGCACGCGCAUGUCUAGUUCAGUAUAUGAGAUACAGCCAUCUUGGGGGCGUUGUUAUUUACCAAGAAACAUAAGACUUUACCUGGAAUCGGAUACUAAAUGUAAGAUAUUAUAUUUAUUUAUGUAUAUAAAGAUGAAAUCUCUGUAAAUAUGACAUAUUUAUUUAUUUAUUUGUGUGCAUGUGCUUUAUGCAUGUUAUAUGUUAUAGGUUGUAUGUCUUUAAAAGCAACGGUAUGAUGCUUAACCAAACUCGAGCUGGCUCAAGAAGCGGAUCUGAUUGAGUCCUGAAAUUCAAUAGGUUGAUCGUUUAUUUAUUUUGUCGAGGUAAAAUGUUUGCAAAUGUAUCUAUUUUUAAAACAAUUUGAGAAAAUACAUAGACAAUUCUAUUAACAUGGGUUGGGGACGGGAGCGAGUCCUAGUGCAGUAGAACCGAAGCGCAUGUUAUGUUUCUUUGGAAAUGGUUUAAUUAUGAAUGAUAUGUGAGUGGUUCCUCAAUACCAACCGAUCAUCCAAAUUGCCUCGUUUGUAUGUUUUUACAGUUAUUGAAAAAUAUUUGUUCAUGUAUCUUAUCUAGGGCGAUCUUAAUUCUGUUUUAGAAAAGGUUCAAAUGGCAUAUUGAAACAUGUUUACUAUUUUGUUUUUCACAUGUGAACACGUUUUGGGCAAGUUUUAUCAUUUUGAGGUGGUGAAGCAACAUAUAUUCGAUUACUUAAAGGAAUUCCUUUUUAAUUUAUCGUUACACCAUCGUUCGAUUAUUGAAUUUAAUUCUCAGUGUUUCUUAUUACUGUGAACACUCCUGCACAAUGAAAACCAGCUUAAUUACCUUUGUCCAUUAAUGUAGAAAAGACUGCUCUGUGUGUAUAACUAAUUAUGUGUUUGACUGUUGGCAGGUCCGGGUUUACAUACGUUUGUGUUCUCAUAGGUUUGACGAUGCGAGGGACAGCUAUACGUUAUUUACAUAUAUGACCUCUGCAAAUCCACUUCCGUCCGUUAAUACAAAUCAAAUUUUAUUUAUUUAUUUACUUGAACUACAAAUCAAAUUUUAUUUAUUUACUAUUUAUUUUAUAUGGUUAACAUUUGCGCUAGUUCGUUAUACAACACUGUUAUGUUGUUUGACUUCAUUUUGAAAUGUGAGCUCCAGUGUGAAUGGAUUUUGCAUUCGUAACUGUAUACAGCGAGACCUCGUGAAUCUGGAACCCUCCAUUCCGGACGCUGACUGUUGUAACGUCUAAAUGUAGACUUUAUCCACGAUUCAUCCGAACGUGUGUCAAUCCGAACGAUUGGGAAACAUGCCCUGAUCAAAGGGGCUUUUCUGUGUAUUUUUAUAUACCAAUUCUUCUGUAAAUUACAUUGUAUAUCAUACUAUCGAAGCGGCUGAGAAUGUUAACUCACGCAACACUUGGUUUUCAGAUGAUAAUACCUCGACGUUUGAAUCUGUUAAAUCCGUUGUUGAAUCUUAAGACAUAUGAAUGUUCCUGUUUCAUUCCAAUGGUAUCAGCUUUCUGAAUUAGAUUUGUUUAUUUAUUGGUAUAUUUAGUUUAGCUAGUCUUAGACCCCCUGGGAAUUCCGGGUAAGAAUAGGUACUCAGCCACACAUGCUGUAAAGCGACUUAAUGGAUCGGCGGUCAGGCUUGGUGACUUCGUUGAUAGCGUGUCAUCGUGCCCCGACAGCGUGCUCAUAAUAUCAAUCACUGGAUUCGCUGUUCCAGACUCGAUAUUUAUGGGCCGCUGUAUUAUAGCUGCAAUAUUGUUGAGUGCGGCGUUAGAAAACAAACAACACACAAGCUAGAUUCAGAAAUGCUCUCUGUGCUUUGCAAGGAUAUUUUUUUAGUUCUAAUGAGGUGAAAUGCCGACAAGUGUCCGUUUUGCAAAAUGACGCCAUUUAUAUUUGGUCAAGGGCAUUUGGUAUUAAAUGAAUGGAUCAAGCUCUGUCAAUAGCUAUAACAAGAAGUAGUUACUCAGAAUUCAUACGAUUAAGAGUUGUUUCAUAAUUUGGGUCCUUUUUGAAUGCCAUCACCAGAAAAACUCAAAGCUGUGUGUACUUUAGUAUUGCUCAAGUGUCACCCACGUUAGCUGUAUAUAUCAGCAUUGUAAACCCCUUUAAAUAUUCUCUUCUCAAGAAAGAGUACCGUAAAUUAUAUUUGUACAUAUACAAUUUGCGUUUUAUUGUUUACAUGUGUUUCUCUCAAAUUGUUUACUUUGAUGUGUUUCAACUCAACCAAUCAGGUGCUUGUGUGAUUGUCGACAACAGAUAAACUUCUUAUGAACACAUGAUGAUUCUUGCCAAAAUAUGAUAGAAUUUGUUAUCUCCACUGCUUCAGACUCUGUGAUAUCAUGAAGGCCCCCCUUGGGGUCAUUUGAAUAAACUAUUGUUGUCGACA